AUGAGACCAAUUUUACAAUUGUGUAGCCGACUCCUGAGACCUUUGAACGUCAAUUGUUUUGCUCCGUCGAAAACCGGAAUUUUCAGCCGGUUGUAUGCAAACGAGUGCAAGAAUACCAACACCCGGAACGGCGUAGUGUUCGGCGUGUACCAGGAGGGUUGUGAGUACAAAUAUUCUGUAGACGCGCAGGCCUUCAACGACAGACUGAGUGGUGCGAUAAGUAAGCUGUUGGCCGUGUCGCCGAUACCGCCCGGCUCUGCGCAACUAUUUAACAACCUGGACAAGGAUUACCCAAACUUGGCGGUGGCCAAUAUCGGGUCACAAAAAGCCGGGUACGACAGCGUCGAGCUUUUGGACCUGGCCAAAUCGAAUGUCCGGCAGGCUAUCGGCCAGGCAGUGUUGCUGUUGGACAACGAAGGCUGUACAAAGAUAUUCGUCGACGGUCUAGACUGUCCGGACACCGCGGCAGAAGCGGCCUUGCUAGCCUCGUGGAAGUUCGAGGCCAUGAAGUCUGGUAUCAACCAGACGCAACAGGCGACGGUGGAGCCGUACAACAAGAACGACAAGGGUUUGUUUGAUCGGGGCGUCGUGUUCGGCAGCGUGCAAAACCUGGCCAGAAUGCUCACCGAGAUACCGCCCAACGCGCUGACGCCGACUUAUUUCGCCGAUCAAAUUAUACGGAUGUUGUGUCCUUGCGGUAUAACCGUGGACGUGCACGAUCGCGACUGGAUGGAAUCGAAGAACCUCAAUGGCAUUCUGGAGGCUUCCAAGGGGUCAUGCGAGGCGCCCCUGUUCGCCGUCAUCGGAUACUGCGGCGGCGAUAAGAAUCAAAAACCGCUGGCAUUAGUCGGCCACGCCACGACGUACGAUACUGGCGGCGUAUGUUUGCGCGGGUGUGACGACAUGGCGUACAAGAAGCGGCACGUCGCGUCCGGCGCCACGCUGAUUGGGCUGAUGAAGGGAAUCUCGUGCCUCAGUCUGCCCGUCAACGUGUACGCGUAUAUACCUUUGUUCGAGAGCGGCACGUCGGGUUCGGGCAUCAAGGCCACAGACGUGUACACCGCACUCAACGGUAAGUCAGUCAACGUGGACAACACCAAGUACAUCAGCCGGUUGGCCGUCGCGGAUACCAUAACGUACGCGACGCGCAAAGAGGCCGAGCCGCAGGCGCUCAUUAACGUCAGCACACUGUGCGGCGUCACGUCCAGACUGUUCGGCGAACUGGCCACGCCGUUAUUCACUAACAACGUGGGCAUGUGGAAAGAACUGGAACAGGCCGGUUCCAUCACCGGCGACCGCGUUUGGCCGAUGCCGUCUUACAAGCGCAAGGUGCAGAUGAUCACCCGUGACGAUAUUGCAGACGUGGCCGUGCUGGGCGAGGGCGGCGUUGACCUGGAUGACCUGGGCAAGAGCGCGGCAUUUGUCGCACAGUUUCUCACCGACCCUAAUAUAGAGUUUGCACACCUCGACAUUGGAGGUGUAUGUCGCAACAACGACGUGGUCACGUUUCCAUUCCUUCGACCAGAGUUCGCUACCGGCCGUCUAACCCGAACGCUACUGCAGAUGAUUUACCAGAUAGCAUGUCCACACAUACCGCCGCCACAUAAAUGA
Adelges cooleyi (spruce gall adelgid) is the source of this 1611-nucleotide messenger RNA. Its product is annotated as cytosol aminopeptidase-like. Bases 1 to 1611 code for a protein of 536 amino acids. The transcript has a single exon. Gene Ontology annotation, molecular function: manganese ion binding; metalloaminopeptidase activity. The record is from RefSeq and is a predicted model, not a curated record. Gene Ontology annotation, biological process: proteolysis. Gene Ontology annotation, cellular component: cytoplasm. Lineage: Eukaryota; Metazoa; Arthropoda; Insecta; Hemiptera; Adelgidae.